UUUGAUAAAUCUCAUUGACAGUUUUGACUAUCAAAAUUUUCUAAAAAUCACCAAUGUCAAAAAUUCUUGUUGUGGAAAAUCGUAAUCAAAAUGUGGAAAGUAAGAAAGAAAGUUCGCUAUCAAACGAGUGGAAAAAGCUAGGUCUGGACGUGAUGCUCCUCACUGGAAAUGUUUCCCAAGCCCACAAAAAGUUUAAAGGACAUAACCAACAAGGAGCAGCGAUCGGGGUCGUUGCUUGUGCCUUUGCUUAUUUGAAAAACAUGAAGUCGUGGAAAAAGGAAACUUUGGAUAAGAUUCUAGCAACUGGGGACGCUCUGUACCAUAAGAGUCGCCAAAUGGAAGGCCAGAAAUGCAAGGAUCAUCUCCUACCAAACCACAUUUACAAAUAUUUCUACCUGGGGAGCAUCCAAGUCAGCAUGAAAGUGGACGAAACCUUCCAACGGUUCAAAAUCCUGAAGGACUCCAACAUUGCGCAAAACCUAGUCAAUCACUUUGACACUUUCUUCGAAAGACACCAAUACGGCAUUUUGGUGUACCACCACCAGUUCUUAACUUUCUGGCAAUUUGGCGAAUUCUUCUUCCUCUUUGACUCAACCGAAUACGACCAGGAGGCCAACCGGUGGUCCGGCCCUCCAGGUCUCGGAGUCUGCAUCCUCUUACGCAUAACCCAAAUCCCCUUACUUGUGGCAAUGAUCCAAGUGAUCCUACCCUUGAAAUACUCAAACACCUUCACGAUUUACCCUUGCAAAGUGGAAAAAACAGUCAGAGUUAACACCAAACCACCGGACGCCCUCGACGUCCAAGUGAAGAAACUCGAAGGUCCGGUGAAGAAAGCGCUGGAGCAGUUUGUGGACCAAACACCAAAAGUCGAACCGGUGGAAGUUCCACCAGUGGAACAUGUUGACGAUGAAGGUGGUGGGGGUGAACCCGAAAUUGUGAAAAAAGCACCACCUGAAAGCGCAGCCCCGCCCCAAAAACCACACCUCGAACCAGUAACGAAAUACCAAGAGUUGGUGGAAGGUGUUUGUGGCAUUCUUCGGGCUUCGACCCAUCAAAACGACCCCAGAUUCAGCCAAAACCAAGACUCAUCUAACGCCUUAGCCGCCCUUUGCAUGCUACGCUUGCACAAAUCGAAGUUUUGGAACCGCGACAUUCUGAACCAAAUUCUGAAACUUGGAGAGUUGUUCCACACCGAAUGGUGCAACUUCCCAAACAUUGACGAUCGUCCGCACAACUUCACCAUCGAGGAUAAAAAGUACCAACCAGGUUUGGACCAUUCGGUGGUCGGUUGUGUCAAUUCCUCCCAGCCAAAUAUCCUAAGUUUGGGCGAAGCCCUAUCUAAUCAUUUCCUGGACCAUGAUUGCGCUUUUUUGGUAAUUGACACCAAACGUCAGGCUUUUUGGCGCGAAGACGGCAAGUUCUACCUGUUUGAACCCAACGAGUGCGACGAGUGUGGUACUCUUGUCGAAAACCAAGACGGCAAGGCUUGUGUGAUGUGGUUCACCCAUUUUGGUGAUUUCCUGGCCAAAAUUUUGGCAAACUUGAACCAGAAACAGCACAAGGCGUAUUUCAGUUUGUAUAAAGUUGAGGUUAACGAUGUUGAGGAUACGUCCGAUGAUUGGAACGCUUUCAAAUCGCUAACUCCUCAAAAAUGGAUUUUGAGGGGUACUUUCAGUCAGAAAGAUCGUAGGUUUUCGGAAGAAACGCGCAACUCUCAAUGUGGGGCUAUGGCAGCCAUGGCCUUGGCCUUUCGGACUUGGAUCAACGUUGAGGAGUGGAACUCUGAUACAGUUGACACGAUCUUGGAACAUGGAGACAAGUACUACCAAACUUGCAUCGAACAUUUGAAGCAAACCGAUCGGUACAAGCACCCACACUUGAUGGCAGCAGAGCUCUACAAGAGCUACGACGUUGAGAAUCGCCGUUUCAUGUUUGAAAUCGACGAUUGUCAAGUCUACGGUAUUGUCAAUUCCAAGAGUCCCUCAAUUUUGACUUUGGAGCAAGGUUUGAGUGAGUUUUUCCAAAACUGUGACGGUGGAACUGUGACUUCCAACGACCAGUCAAUGGCAGUGUGGCGUUCCGGUGACUCGUAUUUCUACUUUGACUCACACAGUCGUGACAAGGAGGGCCUUGCCUGUGCCUUUGGCACUGCUUGUGUCCUCCGGGCCUUAGAUCUGGCCCAACUGACCCAAAUCUUCCUGUCAAACUUGAAUGCCGACCGUUUGAACUUGUUCGAAAUCAGUCGGAUUGAUGUCAAGAUUGUUGAAAUCACUGACGAUGGUUUCGUCAAACCUCCACGGUACAACUACGACGAACUGAACGACUUUACGACGAUUCUUCGGGCGAAUUUCAGUCAAAGGCACCAGAAGUUUGACUUUUUGAACAGGGGGAAGCAAACGGUACCGAACUGUUUGGCCGCGCUUGCCAUGAACAUGCUCAUACCGUCCGAAUAUUGGAAGAAGGACGAUUUGGACCAGGUUUUGAAUUUCGGUGACCGACUUUAUGCCUUCUCCAUGGCUGCUAAUUUCGUCGAGCAAGUGUCUUGUGACGAAAUCACCACGGACACGGUCCAGAAACAAAUCGUGGUUGGAACAAACUUCUUCGAGUUUCAGUUUGAUGACUACACCACGGGGAACUUCGAGGAGAACAUAACGAACGAUUUGGAGGCUUUGAACCAACGCUUGGCGGAAGGCGGGAGUGAGAUUUUCCAGUCUGUUUUAGAAUCCCCACUACUGACAGUUUCAAUGUGGCGUGAUGACAAUACGUUUUACCUCUUCGACCCCCAACCGAGGGAUGAACGAGGUCAAGUGUUUGGUAAAGAUGAAUGGAGUGCCAAAAUUGAGGAACCAACGGAAGAGUUGGUUGAGGAACCGACUGUUACAAUUGAAGAAGGAGGAAUUGAGGAACAGCCAAGUGUUGAAGUCCAGGUUGUGGACGAAUUAAAACCAGAACCAGAACCAGAGAUUGAAGAAAUGGAACAGCUGGACGAAGGUGAGGGAGCUAUGCCUCCGCCAGUCGAGAAGAAGGAUUCGCUCUAUUGGAGGAUUCAGGAGGAACAGUCGGGCAAGGCAUGUGUUAUGCGUUUUGGCCGUUUUGAGGACCUUGUCAGUCAUUUGGUCGAGAACAUUCCGCCUAACAAGCGCCAAACGACCGAAUAUUCCCUAAAAUUGAUCACAGUCUCAAAUACUCCCAUCAAACACGAAGUGGUGGAGUCGGAAGACGAGGAAAUCGAUGAAAUGAUCAUCGAUUGGUGCAAUUUUACUGAAAUCGAUCGCGGACGUUGGAUUUUACGGGCUAGUCGUUCCAUGUUUGAUCGUUUGUACCCACAAUCCAAUCAAGGGAAACAGGAGAUACCCAUGUCUAUGAUGUCCCUAGCUUUCGCCAAUUUGUACAACAUGAAGUGGUUCCAAGCCGCGUUAAUUGACAAUAUCCUAGACUACGGGGACCGACUAUUGACAGUUUUGAUGCGUUUGAGGAAACAACAGUUCAAGGAAAACAAGGAAUUGGUUUUAACUGAUCAAGAGAUUGACGAGAUCAUUUCCAAAACCUCCUUUGAUGUAGUCCAUUACCCCGUCAAAAUCUGCAUCAAUCGAAUUGCAAUUCGUUGGAGUGUGGAACUGAGUGUUACAACCGGAGAUACAACAUCCCAGUCCGAAGACGUCCUAAACCUCCAAACCGGUCUUGAGGACUUUUUCUCCAAGAAACAGUUUGGUCUUUUGCAUUGUAACACCUACACGGUUGCUUUGUGGCAACUUGGUGAUUAUUUCUACAUGUUUGACCCGCACCCUUGUGGCCCCAGUGGUGCCAAAUCCCCAGUUGGUGUUUCUUGUAUCACCCGUUUUGCAAUCCUUGCUGAUUUAGCUACGCUUUUUUUGAAAAACUUGCCCAAAAUCGGGGAACACUUCUUCGUCAUACAUUCCAUGUCGUUUGAGGUUGAAGGGGAGUGUCCUAAGGGUUUCCCGCCGUUGGAACCGGUCGAAGGUGUUCGGAAUCUUGGUGGUUUUGCUGCCAUUAUGCUAGGGAAGUCCAUUUUGCGCGGAAGCGUCAAACACAAAUGUGAGAACUUCUCCAGAGGGGUCCACAACCACAGUGCGACCAUUGCAGUAGUUGCCCUAGCUUUGGGUAAAGUGAGACACCCCUUGACUUGGACCAAAUUGAUAAUUGAUGAGGUUUUGACUUUUGGGGAACAAGUGUAUUUUGAGACUUUGGAACGUCUCGGUGAUAAAUUUGAUCCUUGGAAGGAUGUCCUUGAACUUGCCGACACUAACAACGACUUCCAAAUCGGUGUAGUUAAAGUCAAUUGGACCAUACCGUCCGAUGAGCGAAUUUGGGGCAAAGUGGACGUGAAAAACUCCGAUAUUUUGAAUUUGAGGCAAGGUUUUGAGAAGUUUUUUGAGCGUUACACCCGUGGCGUUCUCCUAGUGCAGAGAUACAAAUUGGCGGUUUGGAAGCAAUGCCACGAUGAGUUUUUCUAUUUGUUUGAUCCGAAUUCACGUGGAGCGACUGGACUUCCAACACAUGGUGGUGUGGCUUGUGUUUUACGGUUUCACAGUGCGAAAAUCGGGGCUGAUCAUGUGAUUGCAUGCUUGCAAUCAAGCGAUGAGCUAACGUCGAUUUUUCUCUUUGUUCCGAUUGAAAUGAUUACGAAAACGGUACGAAGUCCUAAAAAACGGACUUGUCGGUUGGAAAUGACUACGUUGAAGGGACCUUCGCCUAAACCAUAUACCGGUAAGCCGGUCACGUGUCCGAAAUGGGCCCAGCAAGUCAUGCAGAAUCAAACUUUGGAACGAGCGAUUGAAGAACGUGUUUUGAAAAGUCGCCACAAGAGUCUAAACAUGUUGGCUCGAAUGAACAUGCACCAAAUGAACAGUCGGGAGGCUAUAGUACGAGGCGUACGCCCCCUGUACCCCAAUAGUGACCUCUCUGUCAACUACAUCGCCUUCACAUACUUCAUGACGAGUCAAGAUUUGGACUCCUGGUCCUGGUACCACAUCGAAAUGGUCCUCCAGCUUGGCAAACAACUCCACAUUGACUCAGUCGUGGCGUACAAACUGCCCGAGAAAAGGCUCACGAUUUUUGAGGUGUUGAGGACGUUUGAGUGUGGCAAUAGAAUGAUCAAGCUGAAAGUCCACAAACCCAUCGUAGUGUCUGAUUUGACAAAGUUAAACGUGGUCAAGUCACUGGAAAGUGUGUUUCUAUCGUUGGAGUGUUUCUUGUUUAUUUACAGUGAUUGGGUGUUGACGUUGUGUUUCAAGUCUGGGUUUUACUACAUGUUUGAUCCCUACAACAGGGAUUUGAACGGGAAUAGGACUGAGGAGGAGGGAAGUGCCGUCAUGAUGAGGUUUUCGGAUGUGGACGCGUUGGCUGAAAAAAUCGUUCGCAAUUUUGAAGGUUUGGAGGAGGAUGUGCGCGAGUUUGUGUUGCUGUUUUUGGAAAUAAGUUUAAGUCCAGUGACGAGUACCCCAAGGCCAAAACUUGCGUGAUUUUUUUGAAAUAAAUACUGUUUUUGGGAUUU
This is a messenger RNA of Tribolium castaneum (red flour beetle), 5515 nucleotides long. RefSeq lists its product as uncharacterized. The record is from RefSeq and is a predicted model, not a curated record. The transcript is spliced from 3 exons. NCBI's taxonomy places the organism in Eukaryota, Metazoa, Arthropoda, Insecta, Coleoptera, Tenebrionidae. Bases 54 to 5483 code for a protein of 1809 amino acids.